Molecule: messenger RNA, 1215 nt
Organism: Didymodactylos carnosus
Lineage: Eukaryota; Metazoa; Rotifera; Eurotatoria; Philodinida; Philodinidae
Source: the annotation of a GenBank genome assembly
AUGGAUGAUGAGUAUGAUGUUAUUCUUCUUGGAACUGGCUUAAAGGAAUGUGUGUUGGCCGGAUUACUCGGUGUGGCCGGAAAAAAGAUUCUUCAUAUGGAUCGUAACAAAUAUUAUGGAGGAGAUUCUGCAUCAAUGACACCACUUGAAGAUCUCUACACCAAAUUUAAUAUGCCUCCUCCUCCAGCUGAUACUGGUCGUGGACGUGAUUGGAAUGUUGAUCUUAUACCAAAAUUUUUGAUGGCAAAUGGUCUUUUGGUGAAAUUAUUGAUUCAUACAGGUGUAACACGUUAUCUGGAAUUCAAGUGUAUCGAAGGUAGUUAUGUUUACAAAGGCAAUAAAAUUCAUAAAGUACCAGCUGAUGAACGAGAAGCACUUUCAUCAUCAUUGAUGGGCUUAUUUGAAAAACGUCGAUUUCGAAAUUUUCUUGUAUGGGUCAAUGACUAUGAUGAAAAAGAUCCAAAAACACAUAAAGAGGUUUCUCCACAGACAAAAAUGAUUGAUGCAUUUAAAAAAUUUGGUCUCGAUCAAGAUACAAUUGAUUUUACGGGCCAUGCAUUAGCACUUCAUAGCGAUGAUGAUUUAAGUGCAAUAUAUGGUGGAACAUAUAUGUUAGAUAAAGCAGUAGAUGAAAUUGUUUAUCAAGAUGGUGUUGUUAUUGGUGUUAAAUCAGGUGAUCAAGUAGCAAAAUGUAAAGCGGUUAUAUGUGACCCAUCGUAUGCACCAGAUAAAGUGAAAAAAGUUGGACAAGUUAUUCGUGCUAUUUGUUUGUUACGUCAUCCUGUCAAUGUUGGUUCAAAUAAUUCACCAGGAUCUAUACAAAUAAUUAUUCCACAAAAACAAGUACAGCGACACAAUGACAUUUAUGUCUGUUGUAUGUCGGCUGUAAAUAUGGUCACACCAAAAGAUUGGUACGUUGCAUUAGUCAGUACAACAGUAGAAACAAAUAAUCCAGAAGUUGAAAUAAAACCGGGUCUUGCUUUAUUAGAACCAAUAUUUCAAAAAUUUGUAACAGUUAGCGAUGUAUAUGAACCAGUUGAUGAUGGUGUCAAUAGUAAAUUAUUUAUAACCAGUUCCUAUGACGCCACAACUCAUUUUGAAUCAACAUGUUUAGAUAUAUUAGAUGUUUACCGUCGAGUCACUGGUGAAGCAUUUGAUUUUUCAAAAAUAACAAGAGGUUUAGAUGCGGACGAUAGUGCAGAAGGAGUGCACUAA